ACCCACACCACGCCUUCUAAAAUUUAGCCCCGCCCCAUUUUAUUUUUUCCUUCAUUUUGUUGAAAGUUUCUUCUAAAGUUUUCUCACCCAUGUUGUCUCGUAUUGUAAAAGAGCACCAGGAGAAGCAGUCCUCUCUCCGGGAGGAACAAGAGAAAAAGAAACGACUCGCCAUUGCUGCAGUUCAAGCAUGUACUAACUCAAUGGUAGACUGUCUUAAUGAAGGAGUGGAGAGGGCCUACGAGAAUCAACGCAAACUAGACAAAGAAUCAAAAGCUCUACAGCUCCACUCGGCAAAAUACGUCAAGCAGACGACACAGUGGCUUAAUUUAGUUGAAGGAUUUCACAAGAAUCUUAAAAGUUUGGGUGACUUGGAGCAGUGGGCGAAAACGAUAGAGAGGGACAUGAAGACGGUAAUGGGGACGUUGGAGUAUGCUUAUCACGGGACAGAUGAAGUGCAUGUUGUUAAGGACAGCUAAUGUGUUUUGUCCUUCAAUUAACUGUCCUAAAUUUUGUGUGUUUAUCUUUUCAAAUUAUGAUUGAUAAUCAAAAUUUAA
This is a messenger RNA of Amphimedon queenslandica, 554 nucleotides long. Its product is annotated as biogenesis of lysosome-related organelles complex 1 subunit 1-like. Lineage: Eukaryota; Metazoa; Porifera; Demospongiae; Haplosclerida; Niphatidae. The transcript has a single exon. Gene Ontology annotation, cellular component: BLOC-1 complex. Bases 90 to 476 code for a protein of 128 amino acids. Gene Ontology annotation, biological process: endosomal transport. The record is from RefSeq and is a predicted model, not a curated record.